GUAUAGCUAUAUAAAGAGGGGGGAAUUCACAAACUCUCAUUAUUCGCUGAAUGGACCAGUUCCACACUGAGGACGGUCUACAAUACUGACAGCACGCCUGUUUGUCUCAAGAUGCACAUUUCAGUGCUUUUCAAGGUCGUACUGUUGUUGGCGUUGGGUGUCCUGUUGCUCGGAGCAGAUCGUUCUCCUGCAGGACGCAGAGGAAAGAAGGACUGGAAAAAUGGUCCAGCUAAAAGGGGCUCCAAAGGAAAGGCCCCAGAACUGCGGAUAAGUUUUGAUUCUGCAGUAGAAAACCAACCACAUACCUACCAAAUCUCUCCAAACCAGUCAAUAUCACCAUGGACUUAUGAGGUCUCUUACGACGAAUCCCGCAUCCCGAGCCAUAUCUUUGAGGCGAAGUGUGAAAGGACUGGCUGCAUGAAUAAAGAUGGACAUGAAGACGCUGGUCUGGAAUCGAAACCCAUCUUCUACCAAAUCCUGGUGCUCAGAAGAGUAAAGGGCAAAAAGAAGAAAUAUUCCUUCCGUCUGGAGAAAUAUACCACCAGAGUGGGCUGCACAUGUGUUUUACCUUACAUCAUCUCUCACAUGUAGUGCUGCAGUGCCAUAUUUGACUGAAAAAAAAAAAAGUGCCUACACCUUCAAGACCCCCUGUAUAGGCUAUACAAGGUCAUAUGUUGCUCUAUUAUUGCUUGCUUUUCAACU
Ictalurus punctatus (channel catfish) is the source of this 702-nucleotide messenger RNA. It is a transcript of the gene il17a/f3, whose product is annotated as interleukin 17a/f3. Bases 112 to 591 code for a protein of 159 amino acids. Gene Ontology annotation, molecular function: cytokine activity. The record is from RefSeq and is a predicted model, not a curated record. NCBI's taxonomy places the organism in Eukaryota, Metazoa, Chordata, Actinopteri, Siluriformes, Ictaluridae. Gene Ontology annotation, biological process: inflammatory response. The transcript is spliced from 3 exons. Gene Ontology annotation, cellular component: extracellular region.